AUGUCUGAUAGGAAAAAACGCGACGAAGACAAUGAGUCUAUUACAGGAAGCUUUUGGCUUCCUAUAAACAAAUCUCAAUGGUGGGCCCUUAUCAAGAAGGCUAAGUUGAAAGAUAAGACUAUACAGAACUUCCUUCCACUACGAUCUGGUAGUAAGAUCGGUAAGAGGCAGUUCCUUCUGUUGCGGAUACUUUAUGCACGUUGCCGUUUACCAAGUGAAUUCAACAUAGAAAAAGAACAGUAUGGGCUGGAUGGAUCGUGGACUGAAGCCGAGAUAAGAGUUAAUGCCUCCACCGAGUUUACGAAUUACCUCAAUCUCGUUGGCACCGCGAACCAGGCCGAAAGUCUAUCUGAAGAAGAUGAAGGCUGGCCCGGGGCAUUUUUUCCUACCUUACAGUUUCAACAGAAAUGCCUACAGCCCAAGGCGAAUGCCGUACCUCUCACGCCCCCAACUACCCGCCUGUCGAAACGUAAACGGAUCGCUGAGUUAUUUGGCACCCAUGCAGGCCACAAUCAAGAACACCGUGCACAGCCCUCAGCACCGGACAUCGCAUACGAAGUGGAUGAUGAGAAUAUUGUCAACACUGGACUCAUACUAUUUCUGGAAGCGAUCACAAGUUUGAUUAAGCCGCGGAAGGUGGAAUGGACCAUGAAGCACGUUGCACUGAAAGCAAUCUUCCAGUCAGCCUGCUACGAGGCACAGCUCGAUGGAGCAUUAUGGACAAGUCUCGGUAGAAUCCUUCGGGCCCUCCUGGAGGAGGCCGCAGAGAUUGUGGGGUGGUUAAAGCAUUCUGCAGGGGGGAUGGAAAAGCUUUUGAAUGGACAUCGACUUCUCAUAUCACAAGAUGCAAACCAGAUAUUCCUAUCUUUUGCCCGGGCCGACGUGGAAUACUAUGACUACCUUGAGAAUGGGAACGUUGCCGGCGAACCCUUCUUAAGUAUACAAAAAUGGGGCCCAUGGCUGGUUAAUCACAAGGACCACAUGAAGCAACUGGCUACCAUUUUGGCAGCUAUCAUUCUUUCGCUGGAUGAGUAG
This is a messenger RNA of Aspergillus alliaceus, 1035 nucleotides long. RefSeq lists its product as uncharacterized. Lineage: Eukaryota; Fungi; Ascomycota; Eurotiomycetes; Eurotiales; Aspergillaceae. The transcript has 4 exons. The coding region runs from base 1 to 1035 and encodes 344 amino acids. The record is from RefSeq and is a predicted model, not a curated record.